Olea europaea var. sylvestris is the source of this 2141-nucleotide messenger RNA. RefSeq names its product pentatricopeptide repeat-containing protein At1g10910, chloroplastic-like. Gene Ontology annotation, molecular function: protein binding. NCBI's taxonomy places the organism in Eukaryota, Viridiplantae, Streptophyta, Magnoliopsida, Lamiales, Oleaceae. The coding region runs from base 312 to 1268 and encodes 318 amino acids. The record is from RefSeq and is a predicted model, not a curated record. The transcript has 7 exons.
UAUUUUUAUCUGUUCCAAGCCCUGCUGGGACUUUCUUCGUUUUCCUGAGAUUGUCUGCUUAUUAACUUCUAUUCCAAGAGAUUCUUAUGCAGUUGACCACUUCAUGUAUUGAAAGCUGGCCCAUAGAUAUUUCAGCGUACUGAGUGCAUAGUCAUCAUCAAGCUUUUGCUUAUCGCUUGGAUUAAUCUUAUACGUAAUUCUUGCAGGUGAUUUUAACAACUUUGCUGAAAGUAUAUGUAAAAGGAGGUCUUUUUGACAAAUCAAGAGAACUCUUGCUUGAACUCCAAAGACUAGGCUAUGCCGGAGAUGAGAUGCCAUACUGUCUACUGAUGGAUGGCCUCUCAAAGUCUGGAAAACUUAAGGAAGCCAGAUUAGUUUUUGAUGAAAUGAAGCAAAAUGAAGUGAGAAAUGAUGGUUACUCCUACAGUAUUAUGAUUUCAGCCCUCUGCCGCGGUGGGUUCCUUGAAGAUGCAAAGCAAUUGGCUUGUGAAUUUGAGGCCAAAUAUGACAAGUAUGAUGUGGUUAUUUUGAAUACAAUGCUCUGUGCCUAUUGUCGAACAGGAGAAAUGGAGAAUGUAAUGAAAAUGAUGAAGAAAAUGGAUGAGUCAGCAAUUAGCCCUGAUUGGAAUACCUUUCAUAUUUUAAUAAAAUAUUUUAGCAAGGAAAAGUUGUAUCUACUUGCAUUCCGUACCAUGGAAGACAUGCACAGAAAAGGUCACGAACCCGAGGAGGACCUCUGUUCCUCUUUAAUUUUCUACCUUGGUAAAACUGGUGCUCAUACAGAAGCAUUUUCUGUGUACAAUAUGUUGAGAUAUAGCAAGAAAACCACAUGCAAGGCCCUUCAUGAAAAGAUUUUGCAUAUUUUAGUUGCAGGUGGACUUCUCAAAGAUGCAUAUGUAGUAGUCAAGGACAAUGCAAAGUUUCUCUCUCGGGCUGCUUUAAGGAAGUUUUCUACCUCCUUUAUGAAAAGAGGCAAUAUGAACUUGAUAAACGAUGUGCUAAAGUCUAUUCAUGGCUCUGGUUACAAGAUUGAUCAGGAAAUAUUUCAUAUGGCCAUAUCUCGUUAUAUUCAGCAACCUCAUAAGAAAGCAUUGCUUCUUCACUUGCUACAGUGGAUGCCUGGUCAAGGCUAUGCUGUUGAUUCAUCUACAAGGAGUCUGAUUCUAAAACAUUCCCACUUGUUUGGGCGUGAACUUAUCAUGGAACUAUUGUCCAAGCAGUAUAUGGUGUUGAAAACAAAUAAAUCUCGUGAGGGGAAGACAAAAUGAGUCUGAACGCAUUACAUUUCAGAUAUUGAAGCUUGUACUUUGCUCUCCUUUUGUCACAUUUCUUAUUGGACAACAAGACAACGCCUCCUCCCUUCAGAAUCGCGCGUUAGCUAGAAGCAUGGACGUCAUUUUACAAUCAUAAUCAUUUGGAGUCACCGCUUCCGUGCUAAGAACCAAAGUCAAUGAAUUCCUGUGGACUUUAAGGAGUUCUUUUUACGUUACUUCUAAAUUCAAAUUUGUUUAUGAUCCAGGCUGCAAUGGAUGGUGGAGGACAGAAGAUACUACAAUUGGAUACUAGUAUAUCGAUGUUUUUGGUAUUUAUGUUGUGUUUGGUGAGGAGAUCCUUCACCACUGUGAAAAGAACGGUUUCAGUUUAUUAUCGACUUGGGUUGAGAGAUUUAUCCUGUAGAAUUUGAUAUAGAGGAAGUGAAAAUCCGGCCUCACAUCCGAUUCCCCUUCUUUCAGCCACACUAUUCUGGAAAUAUAUUGCAUCUCUCUCAUGAAUGCCACAGAUUUCAAAAUGAUUGAUAAUUGGAGAUCAAGACUCGCAAGUCAUCUGUGGUCGAUAACAAGAGAAAUCGACGAGAUAAAUGCAAGUGGAUCAUCAAGAAAAGAAGUAUACAAUGAAGAUCAAAGCAGUUUCUGACAAUAGAUGAAAACAAGCAAAAAAGAAUGAUAGUAUUAGUCUUGUGAUGAGACCUCCAUUUCUGAACUCAAGAAGCUUUGAUUCAGGUUGAUUUACAUUACAUUCUGGUGUUUGGUAGAUGCUCCAAUUUGACAAGAACCUUAAACAUCAGUGUUUGCUCACAAAUAUUGCCCACUCCAACCUCAUUUGCAUGCAUCUUAAGUUUAUAAUGUUUUCUUUUGCAUUUA